AUCAGCAAAUUAAACCCCAAAGAAAAACAAACAAAAACCCACUUGGAUCAUCAUCCACCUCAAAUUCUUUAAUAAUUUCCUCAUCGAUGAUCUUGCAUGCAACGCAACAGGAGCUCUUGGCAGAAAAGUCCUCAAGAGUGGCAGAAGGGCUGAGAGAGAACCCAGAGGAGAAAAACCUAUGUGCCCUACUGGGGGAGGACACCCUCCCCACGGACCCACAAACAUUCGAACUUGUGGCCAGGUUCUGUCACGGCUACGCCGUCGACCUCACCGCCGACAACGUCUUCCCCGUCACCUGGCUGGCCUACCACCUCGGCAUGACCGACGACCACCGCCCCAACAACCUCCUCAUGAUGGCCUACGCCCACUUCCGCCACAACGUCCUCCCCAGCUGGAACAAGUCCUUGAGAGCCCUCCUAGUCAUGGAGCGCCACCUCGACCAGGCCGCCGAGCUCGGCCUCGUCGACGAGGCCGCUGAGUCCCUCGUCGCCCAGGCUCUUCUCGACCCUCGGCUCGUCGCAGACGAGCCGAUGGUCAAGAAAAGUACGGACGGCAAUGCUGCCAUCGUCCAGAGCAGGACGAGGGCGAACCCGAGGAGGACUCUGUUCGUCCCGGACUGGAAAACUGAGGACCUGACCGUCCUCGGGGUCAAGCUGUACGAGCCGAUCAUGGCGGCAAUGAUCUGCCGCCGUGUACCGCUCGAGUACUCCACCGCUUCUAUGUGCCGCUACUUCACAAAGCACAAAGCAGAAGGAGACAGAGAAGCGGUGGAAGCCGUCGAGAGGCUCUUGCCUGGCGGCGAGGACGACGACGACGAGGAAGAAGAAGUUGUUAUUCCCUUUCUAACCCUGGUGGAAAUGCUGGAGUCCGCCGAGGAGACGGGCUCGAGCGAGGAAUGCCGGGACGGGUUGGAGGGCAGAAUCGGGAAGCGCCUCGACGAGGCGACCGUCCCUGACCUGAUCUUCCUGUCCCGGCUCCCCGGAGACGGUCCAGAAGAAAAAUACAACGCCGAGCGCGUGAAGAGGAUACUGAAGAACUACUGUCGUUGCUACCGAGUCCCCGACAUCUCGGGAUUCGUGAAAGUGGGAGACGCAAUGGACGCCUUCGUGUCCUCGGUGUCCUCGGACCCCGAGCUGAAGGCGUCCGCGUUCGUCGCCCUCGGUGAGCUGUGCAACUCCGUGAGGGCGGCGACGAACGGGUGCUCGGACGCCCUCUACAGGGCGGCCGACGUGUUCCUCGAGAAGCACGAGUGGCUGAACGAGCGGGAGAGGGAGGCGGUGUGCGGGGUCGUCGACUGCAGCAGGAUGUCGGAGGAGGCGCGGGAGCACGCCGCGAGGAACCAGCGGAUGCCGCUGAGGCUGGUGGUGCAGGUGCUGUUCUUGAGCCAGAUGAAGCUGAGGGACACCAUUGUUUCCGGCGAGGGGGCGGCGGCGCCGCCAAAGUGGGAAGAGGGAGGAACAAGAAGAGGAGGGGAUAGUACUAAUAAUAAGAGUGGGACGAAGGAGAAGGGGGGGAGUUCAGUUAGCGUGUGGAAGAAAGUGAAGAGAAAGCUUGGGUGCAUGACCGCCGUGCAUGGUGGUUCUGUGAACUGUCACGUGAAGAAGAGGAACAAGGUCACACACUCCAACAUUGGAAAAUAGAGUUCCACUGCUAGCUUCUUUUUUUACUCCAAAAAAAACGGGAGUAUUUUGUUUAUUUUUAGAUGAGUUUGGAUUCUUUCAUUUUUAACUUUUCACCAUUUUUAAUGAAAUAAAUAUUUUAACUAUUG
Molecule: messenger RNA, 1768 nt
Organism: Cuscuta campestris
Lineage: Eukaryota; Viridiplantae; Streptophyta; Magnoliopsida; Solanales; Convolvulaceae
Source: the annotation of a GenBank genome assembly